Messenger RNA from Triplophysa rosa, 4544 nucleotides. RefSeq names its product phospholipase A2, group IVF, tandem duplicate 2 (gene pla2g4f.2). Gene Ontology annotation, biological process: glycerophospholipid catabolic process. The transcript is spliced from 19 exons. Gene Ontology annotation, molecular function: calcium ion binding; calcium-dependent phospholipid binding. The record is from RefSeq and is a predicted model, not a curated record. NCBI's taxonomy places the organism in Eukaryota, Metazoa, Chordata, Actinopteri, Cypriniformes, Nemacheilidae. The coding region runs from base 1495 to 3897 and encodes 800 amino acids. Gene Ontology annotation, cellular component: cytosol.
AAGCCUUUUAUAGCAUUUGUAUGGCACUAACCUUACUUAUGUCACAGCUUUGUAAUAAAUAAAUAGACUUGAUCAGUGAUUUGCUUUGGCUAGGAAGAUUUGCAUAAUGCAGGGAAACACAUGCAGCCAAAAGCUAAAUGUGCUGUUGUUCAAUAGAUCUUAUUCAAAGACAGAAGCAGAAUAAAAUGUUUGUCAGGCACAAUUUGAAUUUGGGGCACUUUGCAGGUAUCUGCCUGGAAGGUCAAGAUGGCAUGUGUUUAAAGACAGUUGGGUGGAGUGCAACACAGAACAAAAGGCUAAAGUCUUUUUUAGGGACGUCCCGAGCCGAUCGCAAAGAUCAGGAUGGGGGGCCGAUGAAAAAAAUGAAACUGACAGUUGAUGGAGUUAACGGAUGCUCCGGCCAAGCAGUCUAAUUUACAUCAUUUGAGAUGCAUAGUCAUUUCAGGACGGAAGUGCAUUUUCAGAUUUUAACUGAAGAUUAUGAGGGUACAUGAAUUUUAAAAAGAAAAUGACCCACAUUGAUAAGCUAUUUACUAUAAACGCUGCAAUAUUUCAGGAAAAAAUAAGAAUUGUCAUUUUUUAUUUCACUGGGACUUUAAUACCAAACCCUCAAAAAAGUGGAUGGAUUAUAGCGAGUUCACUCAGCUCUGUGAUGCUGUGAUAGAGAAUGUAGGUUAGCAUCUGAUUUUUUCCUUCAUACAGCGCUCUACCGGAGCUUUACAACAAACUUAAUGAAACAGAUGAGAUAUGCUUCUUUUCCUUUAUUUCAAAGUGAAAGUUCAAAGAGAUACAUACAGUAUAUGUGAGUGAAUACCAGAGAGUGAACUUGCAGUAUUGUGUUGAAUGUUUUAGUUUAGAGGCAGUGUCAAAUUAAGCUCUGUUUAAUGAGGACAAACUAUGCAUUUAAACUAUACUUCAUUAAAAAUGUUAAUGUUUAAUCUAAUCCUGCUAUUUGAAUUAGGCUAGUUGAAAAAUACUAAAUCUGUCAUUAUAAUGUUUGCAACAAUAUGUUAGGUUAUCAUUUAUAGUAUGCUGAACUGUUAAACAGUAAUAUUUUAAAAACCUUAAUAUACCUGGAACAUGCACCUAUAUAGCACAAAGAAAACACCUAUCGGAUAGGGACUUGGAUCGGCAGAUACUCCAAAUAAAAUGACUCGGAUCGGGGGCACAAAAAGUGUGAUCGGGACAUCCCCAAUUUUAACUUAUCUAAAAUUUUCAAUUUUUUGAAAUACGGAAAAAAAUUGUCAAAUUACAGCAAAAGACUGCAAACGUGUAAUCUUUUGAUUUUUUUACAGUGAGCAACAGCACUCUUUUAUACAGUUGAAAUUACAAUAUAGAAAAAAUUACCACAGAAAGACAUUACUGUAUAAAAUAAAUCAUUUUUUUGUUUUUAUCUGUAUAUCUUUACAGUUCUAUUUAAUUGUACGUCAAAAAUCUGUAAAAAAUAACAGUACAAUUCAGUAAACAUUUUUUUAACAGUGUACCUGAAGAUAAAUGCACAUGAAUUUUGUUUUACAGGAAUUAAUGCCAUAUUGGAAUCUCACUGUCACAGUGUUGCGAGGGAAAAUAAGUAGCUCACGUGACCUCUUGUCUAAGUGUGACUGCUACAUCCUCUUGAAAUUACCCACGGCCUGCGCCUGCUGUCAUCGAACAAAGACUGUCAGAAACAACAAUGCACCUGAAUGGAAUGAAACCUUCGGUUUCAGAGUACACAGUGGUGUCAAGAAUAUUCUGGAAUUGUACAUAUAUGAUGAUGACCGCUUUACAAGAGAUGACUGCUGUUCGUCCAUUCUCUUUGAUAUCAGUAACCUUACACUUGGACAAAAGCUGACAAAAUGCUUCAUUUCAGAUGAUGAGAAAAAUAAUGAGCUGUGGGUGGAGUUUAAGGUGACAGAAAGCUCCGAGAGCCCCAAGCCUUACUUCUCUAAUGGAGUGUUGAUGGCUGGUCCAUUCUGUGCACUUGACGUGAAGGCGGAAAAACUAAGGACUAAUGUGAAUAACAUGCUGUUAAAACUGAGAGGUGCAUUUAAGGAAGACUGUUUGAUCUCAGGCUCUGAGGAAAAUCUCAGCUUCUCACAAACUAUGCGCUACUACAUCAAUCGAGACCUGGAGACUGAAUUUAGUCUCAUGCCAUCACAGGAUGUGACAGAAGUGGAAGGUGCAAACGUGAAUGCUGUAAACCCUCUGUCCUCCAUCUUUAUGAAACAAAUACCAGCUAAAAAACAGUUCAAACUCUCUUUGCCUGUUGAAGAGGGUACAGUAGAUCUGCAAGUAAAGUCAGAGGAUCGUUCUAAUGAAGACAUGAAUGUACGUCUUGGUUUUGAUAUCCCGAUGGAAGAAAAUAAUUUUCUGGUAAAGAGGAGAAAAGUGGUGUCACAAGCGCUACAGAGAGCUCUGAAACUCACCUCUCCUCCUGAACCCAGCAAGGUGCCAGUGGUGGCUGUGGUGUGUUCUGGAGGUGGAACGAGGGCAAUGACGGGCACAUAUGGAAGUCUUAGAGGACUACAGAAACUCCAGCUUCUUGAUGCUGUCAGCUACAUCACAGGGGUUUCUGGCUCCACCUGGGCUUUGGCCUCUCUAUAUGGUGAUGCUGACUGGUCAAGCAGUGAUCUGAAUGUGACUAUGGAGUCUGUGAAAAAGGAGAUCUCUAAAAGUGUGUUCAGUUUAUUUUCACUAGAGCAGCUACGACACUACAAAGAAAAGAUGAAAGAGAAAGAAAAACAAGGACAUCUCGUCUCUCUCAUCGACAUGUGGGGUCUGGUUAUAGAGUAUCUUAUCCAAGGAAAGAAACAAAUGGUGACACUCUCUGAACAGCAGAAGGCACUCUUAAAGGGCCAGAACCCACUUCCAAUCUACACAGCUCUCAACAUGAAGAAUGGCAAGGCAGGAAGUACAAUAGAGUCUGAAUGGUGUGAAUUCACGCCAUAUGAGGUUGGAUUUCUCAAGUAUGGAGCCUUCAUACCUGCACAGAACUUUGGGAGUGAAUAUUAUCUUGGUCACUUGGUCAGGAAACUCCCUGAAACUGGAGUGUUCACUCUAUUGGGAAUAUGGAGCAGUGUUUUCUCUCUGAGUCUGACUCAGAUUUGGAGUUGUGUCACUGGAGUCAUCCCAUCCUGGGCUCACAAAAUUGGAGAAGACGUGACACAGACAGACACGGAUGAUAAAGCAUCAACGCUGGACACGCUACACAUCAGUCCUAUGACUGAAUUGGCAAAAAAACUGAGCAACUUUCUGACCAGCCGCCCCGUUAUCAGUCAAGCAAACAACUUUCUGAGAGGUUUCCACAUGCACAGGAACUACAGUCAGAACAGUGACUUCACCGCAUGGGAGGAAACCCAUCCAGAUGCUUUCCCUAAUUCUCUGACACCAGCCGACACUACAGUUGGACUCAUAGACUCUGCUGUUGUGAUCAAAUCGGGAUUUCCUCCAGUGCUUCGCCCUAAUAGACGUGCAGAUGUCAUUCUGUCUCUGAACUACGCUUGGGAUGUUGACCACUUUAAGCCCUUGAAACAAACUCAUGAGUACUGCAGAGAACGAAAGAUUCCAUUUCCAAGGAUAGAUUUCAAAAAGUUGGAGUCCGAGCCGAUGAAGGAAGUUUAUGUGUUUGAGGAUAAAGAAAAUCCAGAGGCUCCCAUAGUGCUUCAUUUUCCCCUGAUCAACAUCACAUUCAAACAGUUCAAGGCUCCUGGAGUGAAGAGAGAGGGUAAGACUGAGAUGAAGAAUGGAGAUUUUGACAUUGACUUCACCAGUCUCUCAAGUCCGUUUGCUACCUCCAGACUGACUUAUGCACCUGAGGACUUCCAGAAAUUGGCCGACCUCACCACCUACAACAUUGUAAACAACAAAGACAUCAUUUUAAACACACUGAACAAAGCCAUUAAGAAGAACAUGGAGUGAGCUUCUGUACACACACAGGUCAAUAUGUCUCAAUAAGAGUAGACCUGCAGCUAAGUUUUAACAUUUUUAAAGGGGUUUAGAAUUGAUCUGGAAUGUUCAGAUACUAACAGUAUAAAGCAGAGUAGAGAUUAAAUUUUCCUGAAACUGAAGUCCAGAAAGUAAUAAAUAUGAUCCAUCUGCUUGCUUUUACAUGUCUGGCCACUAGAUGGACUUUCUGGAGCUUCCUUAGAGCCAGGCUGUGUGAUGUUUUAUAAAUCUUCAGUUUACUAAAUUACAUUGGAGAAGCACUUUCUCCAAUGUAUUUUACAGUUUUUUGUUAAAUGUGACUGAUAAUUAUUUUCAUAUAAACUUUUCUCUGUUCAAAUGUAUUGGGUAUUUGUAAGGAAUUUUGGAGACUUUUUUGCACGGAUGACAUUACUUGAAUUUAUAUUUUGUAGAAAGUCCAUGAAAAGUUUUUGCAUUAUUGUGAAUUUCAGUGUACUUUUUAAAGGAUACUCUCAUAAGGUUUUACAAGAUAAAAUUAAAGAAUUUAACAUUAAUUGACAACAUAUUGUUUUAUUGGCUAAAUUUUGUGCUUAAUGUCUAUGACCUGUACAGACAAGACAUCUCCAGUAUUAACAGUUGAAAUAAAUUGCACAAUGGUACAA